Ailuropoda melanoleuca (giant panda) is the source of this 2629-nucleotide messenger RNA. RefSeq names its product anaphase promoting complex subunit 2 (gene ANAPC2). The transcript is spliced from 12 exons. Bases 69 to 2546 code for a protein of 825 amino acids. The record is from RefSeq and is a predicted model, not a curated record. Lineage: Eukaryota; Metazoa; Chordata; Mammalia; Carnivora; Ursidae. Gene Ontology annotation, cellular component: anaphase-promoting complex. Gene Ontology annotation, biological process: metaphase/anaphase transition of mitotic cell cycle; ubiquitin-dependent protein catabolic process; protein K11-linked ubiquitination. Gene Ontology annotation, molecular function: ubiquitin protein ligase binding.
GCGCCUCUCCUGUGCGUCAUCGCCGCGCGCCGCGCCCAGUGGGUCUGGGAAGCUAGGGGGGCGCACAGAUGGCGGCGGCCGCGGUGCGCGACGGCGACCCGGGGCCGACACAGGAGCUGUUGGUGGCCUGGAACACCGUGAGCACCGGGCUGGUGCCUCCGGCCGCUCUGGGACUGGCGUCCUCCCGGACCAGCGGCGCGGUGCCGCCGAAGGAGGAGGAGCUGCGGGCGGCGGUGGAGGUUUUGAGGGGCCACGGUCUGCAUUCGGUCCUGGAGGAGUGGUUUGUAGAGGUGCUGCAGAACGACCUGCAGGCCAACAUCUCCCUCGAGUUCUGGAAUGCCAUCUCGCAGCAUGAGAACUAUGCAGACGAGCCUCAGUGCCUCCUGCUUCUCCUUGACGCUUUCGGCCUGUUGGAGAGCCGUCUGGAUCCUUACCUGCAUAGUCUAGAGCUGCUGGAGAAGUGGACUCGCCUGGGCUUGCUGAUGGGCGCAGGCGCUCAGGGGCUGCGGGAAAAAGUCCACACCACGUUGCGGGGCGUCCUGUUCUUUUCCACUCCCAGAACCUUUCAGGAGAUGAUUCAGCGCCUUUAUGGACGCUUUUUGAGAGUGUACAUGCAGAGUAAGAGGAAGGGGGAAGGGGGCACAGACCCGGAACUGGAGGGGGAAUUGGACAGCAGGUACGCCCGGCGGCGGUACUACCGGCUUCUGCAGAGCCCGCUGUGCGCGGGGUGUGGCAGUGACAAGCAGCAGUGCUGGUGCCGCCAGGCCCUGGAGCAGUUUCACCAGCUCAGCCAGGUCCUACACAGGCUCAGUCUGUUGGAGCGGGUCAGUGCCGAGGCUGUGACCACCACCCUGCACCAGGUGACCAGGGAGAGGAUGGAGGACCGCUGCCGGGGCGAGUAUGAGCGCUCCUUCCUGCGUGAGUUCCACAAGUGGAUCGAGAGGGUGGUCGGCUGGCUGGGCAAGGUAUUCCUGCAGGAUGGCCCGGCCAGGCCCGCGUCCCCCGAGGCUGGCAGCACGCUGCGUCGCUGGCGCUGCCACGUGCAAAGGUGGUUCUACGGGAUCUACGCCGGCCUCCGCAUCGAGGAGCUCUUCAGCAUUGUCCGAGACUUCCCGGACUCCCGGCCAGCCAUUGAGGACCUCAAGUACUGCCUGGAGAGGACUGACCAGAGGCAGCAGCUGCUCCUGUCCCUCAAGGCUGCCCUGGAGACGCGCCUCCUCCAUCCAGGUGUGAACACAUGCGACAUCAUCACCCUCUACAUAUCCGCCAUCAAGGCCCUGCGUGUGCUAGACCCGUCCAUGGUCAUCCUGGAGGUGGCCUGUGAGCCCAUUCGCCGCUACCUGAGGACGCGGGAGGACACGGUGCGGCAGAUUGUGGCUGGGCUGACGGGGGACUCAGACGGGACAGGGGACUUGGCCGUUGAGCUGUCCAAGACAGAUCCGGCGAGCCUGGAGACUGGUCAGGACAGCGAGGAUGACUCUGGCGAGCCCGAGGACUGGGUCCCUGACCCCGUGGAUGCUGACCCAGGGAAGUCCAGCUCCAGGCGGCGCUCCUCGGACAUCAUCAGUCUGCUGGUCAGUAUCUACGGCAGCAAGGACCUCUUCAUCAACGAGUACCGCUCGCUGCUGGCCGACCGCCUCCUGCACCAGUUCAGCUUCAGUCCUGAGCGGGAGAUCCGCAACGUGGAGCUGCUGAAGCUGCGCUUUGGCGAGGCUCCGAUGCACUUCUGCGAGGUCAUGCUGAAGGACAUGGCAGAUUCCCGUCGCAUCAAUGCCAACAUCCGUGAGGAGGACGAGAAGCGGCCCGCAGAGGAGCAGCCGCCUUUUGGGGUCUAUGCUGUCAUCCUGUCCAGCGAGUUCUGGCCGCCCUUCAAGGACGAGAAGCUGGAGGUUCCUGAGGACAUCAGGGAGGCCCUCGAGGUCUACUGCAGGAAGUACGAGAAGCUGAAGGCCAUGCGGACCCUCAGCUGGAAGCACACCCUGGGCCUGGUGACCAUGGAUGUGGAGCUGGCCGACCGCACCCUGUCUGUGGCCGUGACUCCCGUGCAGGCGGUGGUCUUGCUGUACUUCCAGGACCAAGCCAGCUGGACCCUGGAGGAGCUGAGCAAGGUGGUGAAGAUGCCCGUGGCGCUGCUGCGGCGGCGGAUGUCCGUGUGGCUGCAGCAGGGCGUGCUGCGGGAGGAGCCCGCCGGGACCUUCUCCGUGGUGGAGGAGGAACGGCCGCAGGACCGUGACAGCAUGGUGCUCAUCGACAGUGACGAGGAGAGCGACUCGGGGGGGGGAGGGGUGGCGGCCCGGCGGGUGGUGCCUGACCUCACGGGCCUGUGUCCGCAGCUGUUCUGGACGUACAUCCAGGCCAUGCUGACCAACCUGGAGAGCCUGUCGCUGGAGCGCAUCUACAGCAUGCUGCGUAUGUUUGUGGUGACCGGCCCCGCGCUGGCCGAGAUCGACCUGCAGGAGCUCCAGGGCUUCCUGCAGAAGAAGGUGCGUGACCAGCAGCUGGUCUACGCGGCCGGUGUCUACCGCCUGCCCAAGAGCUGCAGCUGACGCGCCCCGGGCCUUCCUCGCACCCCCCGCGCGCCUGCCCUUGCCCUGCCCCCAGAGUACAGAGUAAAGCAAGUGGUUCUCCA